Messenger RNA from Marmota flaviventris (yellow-bellied marmot), 2852 nucleotides. Lineage: Eukaryota; Metazoa; Chordata; Mammalia; Rodentia; Sciuridae. The record is from RefSeq and is a predicted model, not a curated record.
GCCCACUGCCCCCGCCAUCCCAGCCGGUGCCCAAAGGCCAGCCCUGCUCCAGAACCCAGUGGAGCUCAGAGGCCAGGUUCAUCUCUAGAACCCAAUCCACUUCAGAGUCCCAACCCGGCUCCACAACCCAGCCUUUCAUUAGAAUGCAGCCCAGCUCUGAAGCCAAACUGUGCUCCAGAACCCAGGCCAGCUCUGAGCUAGAACCCACCUCUAGAUACCAGCCAGGCUCGGAGACCAAACUCAGCUCUGAGACCAAGCCUGGCUCCAGAACCCAGCUCAGCUCUGAAACCAAGUCUUGCUCUAGAACACAGGCCAGCUCUGAGCUAGAACCCACCCCUAGAUACCAACCAGACUCAGAGACCGAACUCAGCUCCGAGGCCAAGCCUGACUCCAGAACCCAGCUCAUUUCUGAGAUCAAGCCCCGUUCUAGAACUCAGGCCAGCUCCGAGACCAAGCCUGACUCUUCAACCCAGCUCAGCUCUGAAACCAAGUCUUGCUCUAGAACGCAGGCCAGCUCUGAGCUAGAAUCCACCUCUAGAUACCAGCCAGGCUCGGAGACCAAACUCAGCUCUGAGACCAAGCCUGACUCUUUAAUCCAGCUCAGCUCUGACACCAAAUCUCGCUCUAGACAUCAGGACAGUUCUGAGACCAAGUCUAGCUCCAGAACCCAGCUCAGCUCUGAAACAAAAUCCUCUUCUAGAGCUCAGACCAGCAGCAAGACCAAACUCCACUCUGGAACCCAGCUCAGCUCUGACACCAAAUCUUGCUCUAGAACACAGGCCAGCUCUGAGCUAGAACCCACCCCUAGAUACCAACCAGACUCAGAGACCGAACUCAGCUCCGAGGCCAAGCCUGACUCCAGAACCCAGCUCAGCUCUGAGAUCAAGCCCCGUUCUAGAACUCAGGCCAGCUCCGAGACCAAGCCUGACUCUUCAACCCAGCUCAGCUCUGACACCAAAUCUUGCUCUAGACAUCAGGACAGUUCUGAGACCAAGUCUAGCUCCAGAACCCAGCUCAGCUCUGAAACAAAAUCCUCUUCCAGAGCUCAGACCAGCACCGAGACCAUACUCCACUCUGGAACCCAGCUCAGCUCUGAGACAAAGCCCUGUUCUAGAACUCAGGCCAGCUCUGAGACCAAGCCUGUCUUUAGAACUCAGCUCAUUUCCAAGACCAAGUCCUCUUCUAGAAUUCAGGCCAUUUCUGCGAUUGAGGCCAGCUCUAGAAUUCAGCCAAGCCCUGACAGCAGACCAAGUUCUGGAACCCAGACAGAUUCUAAGAUUCUGCUCAGUUUGGAGAUUAAUCGCAGUUCUGGAACCCAGUCCAGCUCUUAUACUAAGUCUGGCCAUAAAACUCCACCUGUCUCUAUGACUCAAGACACCUGCAUGGCCCGGCCCUACCUGGACACUCAGGCCAGCCUGGGAGCACCACUUAGUUUUGGACCCCAGGUGAGACUCCAGAAUAAGCCCAGCCAUGGAAUUCAAACCAGCUCAGGAUUAAAGGUCAGCUCUCAGACAAAACCCCAUCCAAGAACUCAGGCCAGCCCAGAAAGCUGGCCCCAUGCUGUCGCUCAAUCCAGAACCAAACCUCAACUCUACUCUAAAACCCAUUUGCUUCCAACUACCUGCCCCCGUCCUGAGUCCAAGUCCAGCUCUGAGACUGGGCUCAGCUCUAGAACCCAGCCUACAGCUACAACGAGGCCCGUCUCCAGAAUCCAGACCAGCACUGGCACGCCCCCUGCCCCUGAGCCCAGCUCUGGAACGCGGCAAUGUGCCGAGCCCCAGUCUCCCUGCAGAGCACGGUCCAGCUCUGGGACCCAGACAGACCACACAGCCUGGCCCAGCUGCAGAGCUCAACCCAGCUCCAGAACUCGGCUCAGUUCUGGAGCACAGCCCGGUUCUGAAAACCCAGCCGGCUCUGAAAUGCAGGCAGCAGCUGGGACCCAGCUGAGUUCUAGAACCCAGCUAAGUGCCGGAGUCCAGUCUAGUCCUGCUGCGACCCAGUCCAGUGCAGCCCUGGGGCUGGGCUCCAGGACCCUGUCCAGUUCUGGGAGCCAGCACCACCCAGGAGCUCCACCAACCUCUGGGACUCUACUGUGCUCCAAACCCCUGCCAAGCACUAGAUCCCAGCUCAAGGGCACACCCCAGGCCACCUCUGGUCCUCAGGGGGACUUAGGGAAGCAAAGCGGCUCUGGAGCACAGUCUGGCUCAGGGACUCGGGCAAGGGCAAGGGUGCAGCCCAACUCUGAACCCCCUUCAGCUCCAGCACUCCCCCCGGCUUUAGAGCCCCCUCAGCGCAGAGGCCCAGCUGAGCUCCAGCCGCGGCUCCACCCACCGGCCCCCGGCCUUGACCCUGGAGUUCAGCCUGCCCAGCCCAGCCCCAGUCCCCAGGCCCAUCGCCCAAAGCCCAACUCCAGCCCCUGGGCCUCUGCCUCAGCCCAGGAUCCGGGACAUAAAACCCCCCAGGAGCCAGCCCUUUUCCCCAAGCCCCAGUUGGGGCCCCAGAUGGCCACCAGACCCACCAUACCUGCCACUUCAAGUCCUGUCCCCAGGGUGGUCCUGUGAGUUCCCAGCCCCCUGUGCCCCUCCCCCAUGCUCAGGGAGACAGGGUCCCUCCCCCGCGAUGGGUUGCUGGGGCACGACACUCUCCUGGCUCCUGCAGCCUCCUCCUCACCUGUCCCUCCCAGCCUGCCCCCCCCCAUGAGGCAGGUGACCUCCUUUCCCAGCAGGUGGAGGGGUAGAACGGGGCUUGGGUUUCAGGUGCCUGGAGGUGUAAGCGGACCCAGGCGGGAGGGGGAGGCGGCUGCUCUCCGCACCCUCAGGGCUCCUGGCAAUAAAGGCACUUGGCACCCUGCA